AUGUUCGGUGCCUCCCAAAGAGUGGCUACAUGUUUCAUGGAUCGUGGGUUCCCAGCGAAAGCUCUGGAUUUCCUAUUGAGUCCUGAACAGGACAUUUUGUCACGUCGUGGCUGGUACCUUUAUCUGGAUCAUCUGUUGAUGAUGACUUUUGGCCAACUCAUAGUGUGCGGCCCUCCCUGCAGCCUUUACGUGUGGAUCUCUCGUGGGACCCAUCAACGUUCCACGCAUGGCCACAGCAUUUUGGGCGAUGUUAGCUUGCUUAGCGUUCGCAUGUCUAACGCCAUAGUGCACAAUUUCGCUUGGCUCCUGAAAAAGAUCUACCGCGUGCGGCCCUUGUACUGGGUUGUAGAACAACCUACUUCCAGCCAGAUGUUUUCCCAUCCUUCGCUGAAGCCCGCAUUGAAAUUGUGGAAGUUCAGCCUUGUCACCACUUGGCUUGGAUGCUUCGGCCAUAUCCUUUGGAAGGGCACAAAGUUGGCCACGAACCUCCAAGGUGGAGCGAAGCUGAAGAGAAAGAUGACGGCUGCGCAAAAGAAGGCCAUUGCGCAGCGAAAGAAGAAGGAGAUUGAGGCGGCUAAGGUGGCUGGUAAGAAACAGCCAUGCUAUUACAGGAAGGAUGCAGAUGGUCGCGUAACCGGUGGAAGAGAUUUAGCUUCCACGGCAAAAUAUCCUGUGCAAUUCUGCGCCCGCAUUUUCGCAUUGUGGUACGUAGAGUUUGACAAGAUGUCCUCCAAAGACUGGCAUCCUUGA
Molecule: messenger RNA, 750 nt
Organism: Cladocopium goreaui
Lineage: Eukaryota; Dinophyceae; Suessiales; Symbiodiniaceae
Source: the annotation of a GenBank genome assembly